AUGAGUGAAAAAGAAGAGCAAAAAUUCCAAAAAAUUCUUCAAAAAUUAGAAGACUCCAAAAAUAUUGGUCAGGGUUCCUGGGCUUUGCCGAGAAAUGCCACUACGGCAGAGAAAACUAAAUACGAAAUUUGUGAAAAGAUUUUAGGCUACCAAGAAGAUAAUAAUUUAUCUGACGAAGCAAUGGCUCCGGGUUUGCGAAUAACUGAAGCGGUUUCUUUUGAUCCAAAUUUAGAACACCAAUCACCAGAAUACAAAGGAUUAUAUUUACUGAGAGGUAAAAGAGCUAAGGAACGCUGA
Entrophospora sp. SA101 is the source of this 297-nucleotide messenger RNA. The record is from the annotation of a GenBank genome assembly. Lineage: Eukaryota; Fungi; Glomeromycota; Glomeromycetes; Entrophosporales; Entrophosporaceae.